Molecule: messenger RNA, 210 nt
Organism: Perkinsus marinus ATCC 50983
Lineage: Eukaryota; Perkinsozoa; Perkinsida; Perkinsidae
Exons: 1
Source: RefSeq, a predicted model, not a curated record
GCCAUUCUAGAAGCUCGUAAACGGCGAGCCGAGCGGAAGGAGGCGGAAGCUGCUACUGCAUUAGGGCCGAGGGCAGAUGAUGAUGGUGUUGAUAAUGGUGAUGAGGAGGUGUAUCCGAGGACGAGCAUCUACGACCCUCUCGGGCCCCCAAUCGAGGUCCCAACGGCCUCUAAACCGUCUGGGGUGUGGAGCAAGCUACGGUUCUGGUAG